Sinocyclocheilus grahami is the source of this 2168-nucleotide messenger RNA. Its product is annotated as discoidin domain-containing receptor 2-like. Bases 1 to 2151 code for a protein of 716 amino acids. Gene Ontology annotation, cellular component: signaling receptor complex; plasma membrane. Gene Ontology annotation, molecular function: protein tyrosine kinase collagen receptor activity; collagen binding; ATP binding. The transcript has 15 exons. Gene Ontology annotation, biological process: positive regulation of phosphatidylinositol 3-kinase/protein kinase B signal transduction; protein phosphorylation; positive regulation of neuron projection development. Lineage: Eukaryota; Metazoa; Chordata; Actinopteri; Cypriniformes; Cyprinidae. The record is from RefSeq and is a predicted model, not a curated record.
AUGUGUAUAUUUCUCCUGGUUGGAGCCGUGAAGUCACAGGUCAACCCAGCUGUGUGUAGGUACCCACUGGGGAUGACUGGAGGCCAAAUUCAGGAUGAAGAUAUUUCUGCUUCCAGCCAGUGGUCAGAGUCCACCGCAGCUCGAUAUGGCAGAUUGGAUUUUGAUGAUGGAGAUGGAGCGUGGUGUCCAGAUGUCAUGGCUGAACCAGACAAUCUAAAGGAAUUUCUGCAGAUUGACCUUCGCACCCUCCAUUUUGUCACUCUUGUUGGCACGCAGGGACGGCACGCAGAUGGAGUGGGCAAUGAGUUUGCCCAGCGAUACAAGGUUAAAUACAGCCGGGACGGCACACGCUGGGUCUCCUGGCGUGACCGGCAAGGUCGACAGAUCAUUGAAGGGAACAGUAACGCCUAUGAUGUUGUGCUUAAGGACCUGGAGCCUCCCAUUAUUGCUCGUUUUGUGCGUUUCAUGCCUGUGACUGACCCCUCUAUGAUUGUGUGUAUGAGGGUGGAGCUCUACGGCUGUGAAUGGCUCGAUGGUCUUGUGUCCUACAGCGCCCCUGCUGGCCAGCAGAUGUCUUUCAGAGGCCAACAAAUCUACUUAAAUGACACUGUGUAUGAUGGAGCCAUUAGUUACAGCAUGACAGAAGGCCUUGGACAGCUCACUGAUGGAAGCUGGGGUUUAGAUGACUUCACCAAAAGCCAGGUGUAUGGGGUCUGGCCUGGCUAUGACUAUGUGGGCUGGAUCAAUUCUAGUUUCCCUGGUGGCUCGGUGGAGAUGACAUUUGAGUUUGACCGCGUCAGAAAUUUCACGUCAAUGAAGGUCCAUUGUAACAACAUGUACACAUGGGGAGUAAAAAUGUUUCGACAGGCCGUUUGUUACUUCCGUACGGAUUCAGACUGGGAGCCCAAUCCUAUGGUUUUCAAGCCGAAAGCAGACAACAUCAGUCCAAGUGCUCGGUUUGUCACGGUUGCCCUUGGCAACCGCAUGGCCAGCACAAUUAGGUGCCGUUUUGCAUUCAAUUACAUCUGGAUGAUGUUCAGUGAAAUUGCUUUCCAGUCAGAUACAGCAGUGUACAACACCUCUCUUGUUCCUCGUAAACGUAAUCAAACUCCAGGGAUUCACCCAGGUAAAUGUGAUGAUCCCACCCACAAAAUCGAUGACAGCAGCACAAGGAUCCUGAUAGGCUGCUUGGUGGCCAUUAUUGUCAUUCUGUUGGCCAUUAUAAUAAUCAUACUUUGGCGACAGGUGUGGCAGAAGAUGAUUGAGAAGGCCUCUCAGCGUAUGUUGGAUGAUGAGCUGACCACGCGUCUGUCUGUUCAGAGAGAGGCCUUCACCCACCGUCACUCCUCUCUGUCCAGCGAUGUUGAGUCCAAUUCCACAUAUGAACGAAUUUUCCCCAUGGGAUCUGACUAUCAGGAACCAUCACUACUUUUACGGAAACUACCAGAAUUCCAGGCUACGGAAAACCUUGCAAUGAUCGAUGCCCCUUCCGAACCCUCUACGACCCACCCUACAGAUGAGGCCCCACACUACGCAGAGGCAGAUAUCGUGAGCCAGCAGGAAGCCGCUGGUGCCCACAGUUACCGCGUCACAGUGGUCAACAUGCCCUUAUCUCCAGGAAUGCUAUAUUCAGCCUACAGCAUAUUGAUCCGCAUGGCCUCUCAGAUUUCCUCGGGAAUGAAGUAUCUGUCCUCCCUGCAUUUCGUUCACCGUGAUCUCGCUACACGCAACUGUUUAGUGGGUACAAAUAACACCAUCAAGAUCGCCGACUUCGGCAUGAGCCGCAACCUGUAUCGUGGAGAUUACUACCGCAUACAGGGACGAGCAGUGCUCCCCAUCCGCUGGAUGUCCUGGGAAAGCAUCCUACUGGGCAAGUUCACCAUGGCCAGUGACGUGUGGGCAUUUGGAGUGACCCUGUGGGAGAUUCUGACCCUGUGUAAAGAGCAGCCGUAUGCCCAGUUCACAGAUGAACAGGUGAUCGAAAACACGGGCGAGUUUUUUAGAGACCAAAACAAACAGGUCUAUCUGCCGAAGCCACACUGCUGUCCUGAUUCAGUGCACAGCCUCAUGCUCAGCUGCUGGAAGAGAAAUGCCAAAGAAAGACCCACGUUCCUGGAGAUCCACAGCACACUGAUGGAAUACCAUGACUAAUUGAAAAUGUAGCUUUU